Molecule: messenger RNA, 6439 nt
Organism: Oryzias melastigma (Indian medaka)
Lineage: Eukaryota; Metazoa; Chordata; Actinopteri; Beloniformes; Adrianichthyidae
Exons: 10
Coding region: 17-5692 (1891 amino acids)
Biological process (GO): regulation of transcription by RNA polymerase II
Cellular component (GO): nucleus
Molecular function (GO): DNA binding; DNA-binding transcription factor activity, RNA polymerase II-specific
Source: RefSeq, a predicted model, not a curated record
CCAAUCAGCGCUUCUGAUGGUGAGGAUGUAUGUGUUGUGCGGUAGCGGCUACGAGCGAGCCUCGGUGGGCAGUAUGGCGGAGGAGAGCACAGUGUGCGACUUAAAGGGGCUAAAAAACCAACUAGAGGGUCUGUUGAGCCGCUAUUCUCGUGACGAGCUCUGCUCAGACACCGAACGGUUCUGUUCGGACUUUUGCACGUUGGUGGAGGAGCACGCCGCUCGUUUUCGGCUGCCGCUGCCGCAGCUCAGGGUCUUGGAGAUCGCUCUCUGCUACUUCACUCGAGCAUCCAGCUGCUUCCCAGCCAACUGUGAUCCCGCUCUCCAAACAAUCAGUAGACUGGCCUUGAGUGUCUUCGAGUUGCUGCUGUUUUUCAAACAGGAGGACUUCAGUAAAGAACCGCUGGAACGCUUCACCGCCACAUUCCAGGAAUGUCAUCUGGUCCUAGCGAAGCACCAGAACCUUCACCUCCUUCAGGUGCAGCGUUUUUUUGGGGGUGGGGGGCCGUGGGCCAGCCCGGUUCUACAGGGAAUCCUCAGCCAGUCCGGUUUACCUCAGCAUGAAGUGGAUGCAUACAUCGGCUCUGAGCUGCCCAUAUUCUUUGAGCUCCGGGUUCACUUCCUCCUGUCCCGUUCUCGCCUCGGCGAGGCGGCUGCCCUGGCUAAGCGCUGCGCCCGGCACCCCAGCGCGGGUCAGCACCUGUUCUUUCUGCAGGUCUACCUCACACAGCUUCACAAAACCUCCCAGCAGGACUGCCUGCACACAGAGGUGGCGGACGUCAGCGGUAAAGAUGCGGUUCACAUCCUCUGCAGUCUGGAGUCGGAGGAGAAGGACGAGCUGCUGCUGGCCCUCAGCUCAGCCUUCCUGUCCCAGCAGCUCCGCAGGGGGGAUAUGUAUUAUCUGGGCGACCUCGUCCUGGUGUGGACCAACCUCCACAGCCGCCUCAAAACGCCCCCGCAGGUCUUCCUGGCAGAAUGCCGACAGCUGAUGAAGUCUGCCACCAACGUAAAGUCCAUAUUUCCCUUCAUCAGAGCCGUGCUGCAGAACGUGGGUGAAGCCGGAGUCCAGUUCUGCGUGGAGCUCUGCGCCAACGCCCUGCAGGCUCGCCUCCCCUGUGACGUCAACACCAAGUCGCUCAUCUACAAAACCAUCGCAGGGCUGCUGCCCAACGACCUGGAAGUGUGCCGCGCGUGCGCUCUCCUCGUCUUCUUCCAGGAGCGGACGGUGGAGUCCUACAAGAUGGUGUACCUGCUGUACCUGCUGCCAGACCAGGAGUACCAUGUUGAGGACGGCCCCAUCAGGAACCACGUUCGCUUUGAGACCCUGCAGGUCUUGAAGAAGGAUCUGCUCUUCGACCCGGAGUUCUGGAACCUCAUCACUCUGCGGACCAACUGUCUGAAGCUGAUGAGCAAGAAGGUGGUCAGUGCUGCUCUGGAGGAAGUCAUGGAGGACAAAUGGAUCUCCAAGUACUGCGCCAAAGACCCGGCUCCCAGAUCGGGCUGCCGCGCCAAAGACAAAAGUAACGUUCUGUCCGUGGCCAAGAAGCGUCACCAGAACCAAACCGGCUCUGACGCUGCCUCCAAACGGCUGAAGACCGGCGCUGGGAAAACUCGGCUAGACGAUGCGAAGAGGAAAGGGGGCCGGGCUCUGCAGGAGUCCUCCCCCAGAUCUCUACGGCGUUCGUUUUGGCAGCUGGACAGAAUACAUGGCGGUGUGGCGUUGAGGUACGAGGACCAGAGACGCACCACCAGGCUGUCGGAGAAGAACCCUCCAAAACGCAGGAUCAGGAAGCCCAGGUGGCUCCUGGAGGACUCGGGGGCUCUGGAGGAAAACUUGCCCCUCAGGAUCAAAAGGAACGGCUUGAAACGGGGCAAAUGCCUAAACGUCCUAAAGAGAUCCAAAAUGGGUUCCAUGAAGAACAGCGCCAAGCCUCUGGUGACCUCCCGCCUGAGGGCCAACCAUCAGAACGGGUUCCCAUCCGUCCCAGUCACCCCGCCCAGCCCGCCGCAGGUCAUCCUGGAGCUGUCCCUGCCGGACAACGAGCUGAUGGCCACCUUCACGGAGGACGCCUGCAGCCGGCCCCGAGGGUUCCCGCAGGUGCUGUUCUACAAGCCCACCGUGAAGCGCGCCAGUGCGCCUUCCCCCGAGAAGACCGUCCACGGGAAGGAGGUGAUCCUCCGAGCGCGGGACCCCAGUGCCUUCGUGCAGCUGCUGCACUGCUACGCCCGCCGCCAGAAGGGCAAAGGCCCGUCCUCCCACGCGCACGGCUCUGUGUCGACCAUCACGCGGUCCUCGCUGCAGGUCAGUCCUCCGAAAGAUUCCCCCAGAGACCAGGCGGCAGAAACCGGAGUCCUCAAAGCUCGGAGUUCAAAACCGCCAACUCAGAAAGGAAGUGGAGCCAGGGAAGCAACGGAGGAAAACGUACUCCUUCAAACACCAACAGAUCCUCAAAGCUCCUCUAAGGCAGAGACUUCACACACCCCAAAGCCUCCGGAGGCUCCGCCGAUUUCAGCAGCAAAGCCGAGUGAAGAUGUGGAGAUGAAAGUCACCAUCGCCUCUCCGUCUCCAGUUUCAGACCCGGUCUCUAAGCCUCAGAGCGAGGAGAAGAAACCACAAACGACCAAAGCUUCGGAAGCUCACCAUCCCAUCCGGAUCCACGUCUCAAACGCAGCGGAUCCGGUUCUCUGUGGAGAUGGAGAAGAGCUGCUCAGGACUUCACCCUCUUCCCCUACCCAGGUGCUGGAGAAGAGCUCUACAGAGCACGAGCCGCGUGAUGGAAACAACUCCACAGCUAGACUGUCUGAUCCAGAGGUUUCCCAUGAUCCUUCACUGCAGGACAGAACAGAUGUGUCGGCACAGCCGGAAGGAGCAAAGGAGGUGCCGGAGCUUUCCCUCGAACGUGGACCUCCAGAGGACAGCACCUCAGGAGAACCAGAAACAGAGCUCAGCAGUCCAGAAGAACCGACUCCUUUCUUUGCGUCUCAGCUCCAAAACAUCAAAGAAGAAGACACGCCCCACGAAAUCGGCUUCGACGGACCGGAAAGCAGCGAGCUCAAGGAGACGUUCCCUGAGUCAGAGGAGUCCCGGCUGGAGUACUGCUGCAUCUUUUGCGAGAAGGACUUCAAGGGCUGCCGGGUGGUGGCGCACGCCAUGUUUCACUACCGCAGAGACGAGUGCAUGUUCUGCGGAACUGUCUUCACAGACGACCUGCUGGCCAUGAUUCACCUGUCCGACCACAUCGAGAAGCUCAAGAGACUGAAGGCGCCGCCAGCGCCAGACGAUGACGCCAAAGACUCACCCGCCAAAGCAAAGACCUCUAACGCCUCCUCUGGUUCUGGAAAGCGCGGGAGACCCAGGAAAUCCUCCACCUCGGAGAAACGAACGGAUUCUGGCCCAUCUGAACCGAGAACUCUCCGAUCCGAUGACAAGCAAUCCCCAAAACAGCAAACACCUCACAGGGUCAACGGACACAUGAGCAAAAAGAUCAGCAGGUUGAGACGCUCCGUGGACACCAAGGAGGAGCCCGUUCAGCAAGAGAUCUCCCAAGAGCAUCCCGGUUCUGAGGCAGGUUCUUCAGCAUCCGUCGGGGCUGCCAGAAAGUCUCCUUUCUUGAAAGAGGAGAAGAAGAUGGAAUCUGCAAAGGUCCGAAAGAAACCGCAGACGGACAAGAAAAGUGUGGAUCCUCCGGAGAAGGCGUGCUGCCCCGUGGAUGGCUGCUCCUGGUCCGCGGACAUCUCAAAGAACCGGGUCGCCCCUCUGUACCACGCUCUGGAGGAACACUACGGCGACACCAGAUCUCUGGAGGUGGCAUUCCGUGUGGGAAAUGGCAAGUGCAGCAUUUGCUCCAGAGUCAUGUUCAGCUUCCAGCACUUCCUGCACCACGUGGGACGACACAGGGACUCCCCUCGCCACCCGUGCCUCCACCAGGGCUGCCAAGCCCGCUUCAAAUCCGGCAUGGAAAUGCGGCGGCACGCCCGCAAGCACAGCCCGCUGCAGGCCGUGUGCUGCCUGCCCGGAUGCUCCCAGCUCUUCAUCUGCCUGUGGGCGCUCAACCUCCACGAGAAGGACCACUUCUCCGCCAGGCCCGCCAAACCCGACAAGAUUGUUCAGGCGGCAGCGGGGAGGAAGCGCUGCAGCUCAGACGACACUACCGAAAAUCCAGCUGCCAGCGAAGAGCCAUCUGGGAAGUGCAGGCAAGAACGCGACGAGUCGCCACUGAGGGAGGAUGCCGAAGCUCAGAAAAACCUCUGCAGCCAGGAGGAGCCAGAACUGCCAUCUGUUCCCCGCCUGAGGCUGAGGAGAAGCUCACCUGAAGCUCCGCCAUCGCUGAUGCUGAAACACCUGAGCAAAGUCAGACGCAAGCUAAAAAAACUCAAGACAAAGAGAAGAGGACGGCCUCUAAAGGCGAGCAAAGCCACCAAAGAUGAAAACGCUCCGGCUGACAGAAACCCCUCCAAGGUCGAAACCGCCAAGAGUUCAGCAGCCGACGCCAACCGUCUGAGGGUCACGAGGCUCCGAGACCACCGGAAACCGCCGUCCACCACGUUAAAGCUCAAAACGCAGCCAGCCAAGCGCCACAAGGUCAGAAACCACCAAACGCUCUCCAACACCAGCGAGAUGAAGACCAAAUCAGACGAAAGACCUGCAAAGAAACUCGCCUCGUCUGCAGCCCCUCACCAUGACGCCAAAGCGCCCAGCUGUGACGUUCCCCCCAAUCCUCCAGGACUCACUGUGGCGGAGCAGCAAUCCCACAAGAUUCUUCCUACGACGGCAGAGAAGAAAUCCCAGAAGAUGCUUCCCACGGUAGCGGGGAAGAAACCCCAGAAAAUUCUUCCUACAGGAGUAGAGAAGAAAUCCCAGAAAAUUCUUCCUACGACAGCGGAGAAGAAAUCCCAGAAAAUUCUUCCUACAACGGCGGAGAAGAAAUCCCAGAAAAUUCUUCCUACGACAACGGAGAAGAAAUCCCAGAAAAUUCUUCCUACGACAACGGAGAAGAAAUCCCAGAAAAUUCCUCCUACGACGGCGGAGAAGAAAUCUGGUUCCAAAGAAACCACCAAGGUUAAGGAAGACAAAGAGAAAAUUUCCGCCCCAAAAAAGGGGAAACUGGAGCUCCUUCACCAGGACGACUCUACGGAAGCUGCAUUGAGCCAAAAAGAUGUCUCAUCUGCAGACACUUCCCCGUCUGCUGCUCCUCAAGACAUCCAGCAGAAGGAGAAACCAGCAACAAGUGAGAAGCAGGCGGAGCCAAAUAAGGACAAGUCAAAGAAGAAGAGCAAAGAUGGCGCCACGCCUGCAGCCAUCCAGACGGAGAGCCCUGGAGGCCACACCCCCGAGACAGACAUGCCGGGCUCCACCCACACCAUGAACGGAAAGGCGUCGGCGGAGCUGCGCAAGACGUCGGUGUGUAACAAAACACUCGCCCUGUACAGCAAGAAGCCCUACCUGCGCGUGCCGCCCACGGCGUACCUGGACGAGAAAUACACCGCCAUGCCAAAGCGUCGGAAGACGUCCUUCCCGCCGCCGCCCGCCAACGAGACUUUCCUGGAGAAGACCAGCACGCUGGCGCCGAGACAGCGAUGUGCCAAGUGUUUUGCCACUUUCACCUGUUCCGAGGAGCUGCAGACUCACCUGCAGCGACAGAACUGCUCCACGCUGUUCGGGUUCGACUCCGACGACGAGGACGGCCAUAGCUGAGCCUGAUCCACAAAGGGAACAAAGUUCUGGACCCGAGGUCGGGACCGGAGCGAGGUCUCAUGACCUGGAACUGCAGGGUUAACAGACGCUCUGUGGAAAUGAAAUGAACUUAAAAGUCUGGAAAACUACUGAGGUGAACCGAGCCAGGUCCGGUUGUUUGUGGGACGGUUCGUACUGAAGUGCCUGUUCUGGAACCACCGUGCUGUUCUCCACCCGACGCUGUGGAUCACAGACUGGACGAAUGGAAACUGUGAGACUAAAAUAAAAACAAACAAAAAAAAACUAUUCAGCAACCAAGCCAUACGGUGACGUUUGCUUUUUGCACUCGUGAUGCUUUGAGUUCUGGUCGUGGAAAGAACCGGUCCUGGAGGUUGGAGGAUCCUCCUUACAGACACGAUUUAGUCUAAACUCUGAGAUUGCUGUACAACAGUCUUCUUUAAGAAGUUUUUAUUGUAUAGUUCUUGUUUAAAUACUAAAUGUAUUUCUUGUAUACAAAAAUAUGUUCCCUAUGGGUCUCAUUAGAGCUAUCCAAACUAGUGAAUAAUCAGUUUGAAUGUUGAGAAGCGAGCUCAGAUACAGACCAGGAGGCCGCAUGUGUCUUUAGUGAGCAGCAGGUUCUAUUUAUUUAUGGUUUGUUUUCUAUCUUUUGUAAAUAAAGAGUUUCAAUGACUUAAUUGUAUACUGGGGCGUGCUGGAGCUGGGUUUAUAUUUUGUUCUUGGAAAAAUAAUAAACCUGUUUGAAUAUGA